Messenger RNA from Penicillium paradoxum, 2295 nucleotides. Its product is annotated as transcription factor domain-containing protein. The transcript has 5 exons. The record is from RefSeq and is a predicted model, not a curated record. Bases 1 to 2295 code for a protein of 764 amino acids. Lineage: Eukaryota; Fungi; Ascomycota; Eurotiomycetes; Eurotiales; Aspergillaceae. Gene Ontology annotation, cellular component: nucleus. Gene Ontology annotation, biological process: DNA-templated transcription; positive regulation of transcription by RNA polymerase II. Gene Ontology annotation, molecular function: DNA-binding transcription factor activity, RNA polymerase II-specific; sequence-specific DNA binding; zinc ion binding.
AUGACACGGAAAAGACGUGCUAUCACACAAGGGCAAGAGCAGGAGGGCGAUGAGACCCAAAGAAGGAAAUUUGUCGCCUGUCAAAGAUGCCACUCACAUAAAAUCAAAUGCUCCGGAGACCAGCCGUGUACUAAAUGUCGCGCGGUAGGUCUCCCCGACGAAUGCACCUAUGCUACUCGUGAUCGCCAGGUGAAAGUGAGCGAGAACUACCUUGAUCAGAUUCUUGCAGAAAAUCAGCGGCUCAAGGAACGAUCGAUCGCCUCAGCUCGGGUCGCCGAGAUCAAUGACACGGCGCAGAGAGCCGCUUCUAGACAACCAGAAGUCUCUGAUGGAAACGGCAUUCAAAAUCCAUUGAUCGGAGAUCGAGCCUGGUUCCACCGGUAUGAUCCAUCUUCGCCACCCAUUUACAUCGGCGAGGCAGCAUGUUCAGCGUUCGCAACACGAUUCCGGCGUUUCUUGACGGGGAAUAGUGCAAUGCCACAUAUUGCCCGAACGCAGUAUGAGCGCGAAGAAAAAAUCGCGGCGGCGAACGAAGCUGAUAUCCAAUGGCCGAGUCUUCACCAUGCUCGGUUGUUGGUCCGGAUAGCAAUUCACCAGAUCGGACAUGUGUACCACCUUAUGAUGCGCAAGUCAACGUUAGAUAAGCUGGAAGAGAUAUACCAGACACAUGAUUUUGACUGCAAAGUCAACAAGUGCAAGUUCUUUGCCCUUUUCGCCUUUGGACAGGCGUACUCUAUUCGGUCUGAGCCCAAUUCUGGGACCAGGGUACCAGGCACGUCGUACUUUGCUCGAGCAAUAGCGUUGGUCCAGGUUCUACCAGAAAGAACCAGUGUUACGCACUUGGAAACUUUGCUGCUGUUGUCUCUUUUUUCGUACUAUCUCAAUCGACGUCAUUCGGCAUACAUCCUCAUCGGAAACGCUAUGCGAAUGGGGUUGACCAUUGGCUUGAAUCACAAUAUCCCAGAAUCACACCUGAUUGAUCCAGUUGAGCGUCAGCACCGCAUUCAAAUAUGGUGGACGAUCUAUAUCUUCGAUCGGAUGUGGGGAUCCAAAAUGGGCCUUCCAAUGCAAAUCCUCGAUGAUGACAUCCACGUUGACAUGCCAUCGACCAUCUCCCCUAAGUGGCGCCAUGAAGAAGAGCUUUCCGACACAGAAUAUAUGACGGCCAACAUCAAGUUGGCACGAAUAGUUGGCGAAACAAUCACCAGACUAUACAGCCGCCGGAAGUACCAAGAGACCUUCCUUCAACGCGUCCAGAAGCUCCUGAAAGCCCUGAAACACUGGGUAGAAACACUCCCGGAAUCCCUCAGACUGAACAUGGAAGAUCUGGAAUCGAGCAAGAAACCAAUCGUCUCCCUCCACAUGGCUUUCAACCAAUGUGUGAUCCUGUCUACCCGCCCUACGCUUCUGCACCUUUUGAUGAUCCUAAGCAAAACAAACAAGACCCAUCCCAAUAAUGACGCUAAUACAAACACCCUGAGCGGAAGCGAGACCGAGACCGAGACCGAAAAUGCAUCCGUAUCACAACCAGUCUUGACCCUAAGCGAAGCAUGCAUUCAUGCGGCGCGACAUUCCCAUUCCAUGAUCCUGACAAGGUGGAUAAACGGAUCCAUGCCGACAUUCGGCUAUUUCCACGCCCACUACCUCUUUUCCUCCGCGUUGAUUCUGGCAAUGUCCAGCUUCGUUCCGAUUGGGAGUCCCAAUGAUAUGACAGGGUUCGACUCGGCGCUGGAUCUGCUACACUCGAUCACCGAUAAUGGGAAUUUGGCUGCUGCAGAAUUCUACCAUAAUCUUGAACAAGUGAAGAUUUGCUUGGAGGCCUAUCGAGGUGUGAGGCUGGGUCACGGAAAUGCUGGGCUCGCUACGGGUGGGGAAGUUGCUUCUUCUUCUACCAACACUAACGCAAGUGGUAAUGUACCCUCUACUGCUGCACCGGCCCUAUCCGGGCCAUCGUCGGAAUCGGUACCGACAACGACUACGACGCUUUCCAUGAGCACUUUGCCACUCAACCCAUCGACAUCGACAUCGGCAUCUAUACCUGCGGCGUCGGUGAUGCCCACAACACACGAUAUCCUGGCUUCUGCCACAACCACACAGCCAAUCCACAGCCAUGGCAUUGAUGCAUAUAAUUAUCCUUUGGGAGACACCGUUAGUGGAUACACGACUGAGAUGGCGUUUCUAGAGCCGACCAUGCAGGAUUUUCUGGCGCAGUCGGAUAUCGAUCUUGGACUGUUACGUCCAGUUGAUACCUUUUUCAACGAGGCGGAGAAUCUGUACACAUGUCAUGAAUUUUGA